ACAAGUGAAAAAAGCUGAAGAACCAGCAAAAGAGAAGAACGAGACACUAGUGAAAAAACAUGAGGAGCCAGCAGAACUAAAGACAGAUUCCCUAGUGAAAAAACAUGAGGAGCCAGCAGAACUAAAGACAGAAAAACAAAUGAAAAAACUUGAAGAACCAACUAAACCAAAGAAAGAAACACCAGAGACAACGCAAGAAAAAGAGUCUGUAGAAACAAAGAAAGAGACAGAACUGAAAAUACAUAAAGAAUCAUUAAAAGAAAAGAAUGAGACACUAGUGAAAAAGCUUGAGGAGCCAACAGAACUGAAGAGAGAGAAAACAUUGAAAAAACUUGAAGAACCAACAAAACCAAUUAAAGAGGCACCAGAGAAAAAACAAGUUAAAGAAUCUAUUGGACCAAAGAAAGAAUCACUGCAGACAACAGUUCAAAUAAAAGAACAUACAGGACCAAAGAAAGUGCAAGAUGUCUUCAAGGCUGAAAAAUCUGCUAUUGAACAAAAGUCAUCAGCAAAAAAUGUUACUAAAGAGAAAAUUAACAAGAAACAAAAAGCAAAAAUAACAGAGAAAAAAGGUUUAGAAAAGGAAAUAAAACAAGAAGAUGAGGACAUCAUCCCUGAAGAGGAAGGUCUUCUUCACUACAUCCAGAGCACCAUUUAUGAUGGCCUUAACAAACUUAACCAAUUUGGAGAAGGUGUUAUUCAGAACUUAAAGAGUCUCUUCUAUGAUGGUCUUAAUAGGCUCAGUUUGUUUAAAGAAGGUGUUCUCCAGUAUUUCCAGGGUAUCUUCUAUCAUGGGCUUAAUAGGCUUAAUCAGUUGAAAGAAGAUCUUUUUCACUACCUUCAGGAUUUCUUCUAUAAUAGUCUAAAUUGGUUUAAUCAAUUCAGAGAAGAUCUCUUUCAAUACAUCCAGGAUCUCUUCUAUGAGUGCCUUGACAGACUCACCAACUUUGGAAAAGAUCUUUUUCAUUACCUCCAGAAUCUCUUCUAUGAUUGGCUAAACAAGGCUAAUCAGUUCCGAAAAGAUCUUCUUCACUACCUCCAGAAUGUCUUCUCUGAUUGGCUAGACAAGUUUAAUCAGUUUCUAAAAGAUCUACUUGACUACCUCCAGAAUCUCUUCUAUGAUUUUCUAGGCAAGCUCAAUCAAUUUCAAACAGAUCUUGUUAAGUACUUACAAAGUCUCUUCCAUGAUGGUGUAAAUAAACUUACUGGAUUUGGAGAAGGAACUUUCCAUUACUGCCAGAGUCUCUUCUAUGAUGGACUAAAUAAACUUACAGAGUUAAGAGAAGGUCUUCCUGGAUUCUUACAAAAUAUUUUUUUUAAUGCACUGGAUGGACUUAAGCAGCUAGGAGAAGGUAUUCUUAGCUUCUUCCAGAGUCUUUUCUAUGAUGGACUAAAUGAUUAUGGAUUUCCCUUCUUCUCAACCCCAGCCAGUGAGAAACAGUACUCUAACCAACCGCCGGCUGAUGAGGCAAAGACAAGAGCGCAUGGACACUAGACAUGAAUAUACGUGAUAUUUCUUAAUGAAAUAUUUUUUACAGAAAUGACUGAGUGCUCUAGGAACUGGGCACGAGGCAGAGAUGGCUUUUACAUUUGUAAAGGCUAUGAUAAUAAGAAAGGAGAAUGAAAUAUAAGGACAGACAGUCCUUCAUUAUGUGACAAAGUGAGAGAGCCUAAAUAAGAAGUAAAAGCUGCAAACUGCAAGACAGAAUAUUUAUUUCUAUAUUUUGUCACAUAUAAGUACAGGGAAAAUCACCUUGAUCAGAACUGAUGCAACUGAUUUCUUGCAUAAAAUAUUAGGUUUAUUGUGCUAAAAGCAGUGGCAGUAAAUGAAUUAGUACUGUACUUCUCUAGGCAAACUACUGUUGCUUGACAAAAAUACCUACAAUACAGUAUAUGUACUGUACAUAGACUUGCAUACAUUUUAAACACUUGAAGUACUGCAAAAUAAAAAGAUGAAUCUACCAAAAUUCAAUGAAUUGUAAAAUGCGGUGCUUCAUAUCACUGAAAGGUGCCAAGCUGUUGAACAGUUUUUAGGCCAUUCAUGUAUUGCAUUUAACUUAUUGUGACUUGGUAAGCAUGGACGCAUGACCUAAACAAAGGUCUCUCUUUAUAUUAUGCAUACCAAGCAAACUGCAUUAAACACAAAGAGAAAGUGUUACUGAAAUCAUGCACUCUUUGAAAAACAUAUAAAUGGACAAAUAAAGAGAGAUGAAUUGCUCAUAUAUGUUACUGUAUCUGCUAAACAUGCAGAUGUACAACAAACACAUGCAGACAUGCUGUAUAUCGUCUGUACAGGCUGGUUAGCUCUCAUCAUAUUUUAUUUAAUGUAUUCAUAUGUUUAAUACUGUAUAUGUGUGCAUUGAGAUGUACUGAUGGUGGUAAUGGGAAAAUAAACACUAAGAGAUCUUAGACAUUUUAUAGCAUUAGCUAGAUUAUUUUAAAGUAUGUGUGGCUUUGAUGUUUUGUUUCAAAUAAGUUUUGAAAUGCUAUAGUGUACAUAUUUAUACAUAAAUGCCUCUGCUGUAUAAACAUUGUAUGAUUUCAUCCUUUUACUUGCUACUAUAGAAUGUGUAUCAAUUGGUCGCAGACAAGUGACUUUCUAUGAAGCGUGGUCACUGUAAUGAUAAUGAAAAUACUACAGUAGAUGGCACAGUAAAUCUUCUUGAACCAGUCUUUAUUAUUUACACUCAUCUUCGUGUGUGUGUGUGUGUGUGUGUGUGUGUGUGUGUGUGUGUGUGUGUGUGUGUGUGUAUUGUUAGCUUCUAAUUGAUUGCUAUUUCAGGUACAGUGAGACAGCUGUAGGGUACAUACUGUACAGGCCUGGACCCCUGUGGCAUCCUCUUAGUACCAAGGAUUAAUUAAUUUUCGGUGGACCUGACUAUUAUUGUUUUUUUGACACCAGAAAGUCCAUGAUUUUAUAUUCUGAUGCAACUAUAGUUGUAAUUAUGUAUUCAAUUUUAACCCAUACUGUCAGAUAAAGGAACAAACAAAGUACAUUUUAACAAAUAUUACAAAAAGUUGCACUGCUCUCCACUAUACAUUUCAGCAAGUACAGUACAUUAACAGGUUAUAAAUUGAAUUUACAUUUGCAUACAUUUGAAUUUAUCUGCUUUAAUGUAGUGUGUUAAUUAACAGGUUUAUUUAAUGAUUUGGAGGCUCAAUGUAUUUUCCUGAGAGAAGAAGGCAGUGGGGAAAACAUAAUGUCUAUUAGUGCAUCUAUCUGCCGUUUGGGCAGUAUAAUUAUGCUGGAUGAGAACAGUAGCAUUGAGUAGAAUAGCAGUUUCACCAGAUGGGUCACUCAGUAAACCUGACUGAGUAUUCAGUCAGCUGAAUGAAUCUGCUUUCAGACAGCUGCUCCUUCCCCUCCUCUCUGACUGAGCCCCAGUAGAAUAAAGUGGAAGCACUCUAGUGUGUUUGAUCACUUCACAAUGUAACACAUACUCUUAUUACAGUCCAAUUAAUAUACCAACAGACUAGUUAUAUGUAUGCAGUUUAAAAUAACAUCAAUAACUCCUUCUAUCAGGCAAAAUAUGCAAAUCAGCAGAGUAGCUUUAAUAGAGUAAAGGCACAAAAACAACAAUCAUACUGUAAAUAAAUAAAUUAUGCUACAGUAUGCUAAUUUAUGUUAUAUUAUGGACUGAAUAUACAGUAGAUUCUGAGAACUUUGUUUAAACUUCUGUAGCUACUGCACACAGCCUCACAACUACUGCAGUGAUUUUCAAUAGAGAUAUAAUGGUGUUUCCAAAGCAAAUUGGGAAUGCUAUUAUUAUAGUCUAUAGGGUUGUACACACUUAACUAAAUUCAAAUGUGCUUUAUUUAAAAGCAAAUUAGCAAUUACCAUUCAGUGUAUAUGUUGUAUGUUUUCUAUAUACAGCUGUAGUGAAGAUAUGACAGUCAUCAUCAUCAACUUACAUUUUAAAACUAGAACUUGAAACCAUAUUCUAAGAAACAUUUUACUACAUCGGACCCCCAGCCUGCCACCCCCAACCCAUACGCAUACUGUAUUCAUAAGUAACAAGCACACAGGUAAACAAGGAGGUCCGAUGCAAGAGCAACUAUGAACACCAGGCUAUUCCAAGCUGAGCUAGCUUUUUUAUAAUAAUAUUGGUUGCCCCUGUUAUAACUAUAAACCAGGCUGGUCAUUCCCUAGGGAAAUUCUAUAUCAUUCAGAAUUUGUAUUUUUGUUUUUCUUCUUUUUUUCUUAUUACAUACUGUACAUUAGUGGAAUUGGAUGUCCCAGCACACCUGGCUGCUAGGGCACACUACUCUUGUAGCUCCACAAGCUUCAGGAUACCAUGACAGCCAUGUACAUUUUGUUUCAUGCGUUUCUCAGGGAACCAAUUUCUUUCCCUGCAUUAUAUACAUUAUUUUGACAACUCUGAGCAGCCUAUGUAAUGUUUGCUCUGCAUAUUUAAACUACUGAUUUGGGAUGUCUCUGGCAACUCAUUGUCACUGUCUUUAUAAUUCUUUAAUGGGUACGUCUGUCUCAUGUUGCCAAGAAUUAUGUUCUCAAAGCCCAAAUUUUAGUGGUAUUUUAUGGAUAUUUGUCAAGAUUUUAUAUGUAAAUUCAUGAUAGAUAAGAUAAGGGAGUUUAAUCCAGUUUAUAAUGAAUGACAUCAUCAGUUUACAUAGAUGUCAGACACUCAGGAGCAUUAAACAGGAGUUAUACAUAUUGGGAUAAAUACUAUAUUCAUUGUGCCAGCAUAUACUGUAACCUUUUCACAAUUUCCUGCCUUUAAUGUCACAGGACACGAAAACCUAUUAUUAUCUUUAGUGACCUUAUCCAUUUUUAAACCUUGUCAUAUUUAAUAAAAUAUGAUUGUAUAUUGCUAUCAUUGCGAAGAAUGCUAUACACUGUAUGUUACUAUGUUUUUCUGCUUCAUUGGAGUGUAAACAACCAUAACGAUUUGCAUUUUUCUAUUUAAAAUAAAUGUCAAUUAUUCUAGAAAUGGCAUUAAAACUGCUUUGAUGCAUUAUAAUGUUAUAUCCUGAAUGUCAUUUCAAUUUAAGCUGGCUUUGUUAGCCCAACGUUUACAAACUGUAGUCUUAAAAAUUAAUGCUGCUGUAUUUGAAGAUUUAUAAAUUACUGGAGCUUUUGUUAAAGCAGUGUGUAUAUAUAGUAUGUAUGAAUACAUAAAAAUAAACUUGCAUUGCAGAA
Pseudophryne corroboree (corroboree frog) is the source of this 5158-nucleotide messenger RNA. RefSeq lists its product as uncharacterized. Gene Ontology annotation, cellular component: sarcoplasmic reticulum; plasma membrane; junctional sarcoplasmic reticulum membrane. Gene Ontology annotation, molecular function: signaling receptor binding. The transcript has 26 exons. NCBI's taxonomy places the organism in Eukaryota, Metazoa, Chordata, Amphibia, Anura, Myobatrachidae. Gene Ontology annotation, biological process: regulation of release of sequestered calcium ion into cytosol by sarcoplasmic reticulum; heart contraction; regulation of cardiac muscle cell membrane potential. Bases 140 to 1495 code for a protein of 451 amino acids. The record is from RefSeq and is a predicted model, not a curated record.